Ophidiomyces ophidiicola is the source of this 1794-nucleotide messenger RNA. It is a transcript of the gene VAC8, whose product is annotated as Vacuolar protein 8. The coding region runs from base 1 to 1794 and encodes 597 amino acids. The record is from RefSeq and is a predicted model, not a curated record. Gene Ontology annotation, molecular function: protein-membrane adaptor activity; protein binding. Gene Ontology annotation, cellular component: fungal-type vacuole membrane. Gene Ontology annotation, biological process: nucleus-vacuole junction assembly; vacuole inheritance. The transcript is spliced from 5 exons. NCBI's taxonomy places the organism in Eukaryota, Fungi, Ascomycota, Eurotiomycetes, Onygenales, Onygenaceae.
AUGGGGAAUGCUUGUGUCUCCUGCCUAACAGGUAUAUUUACCUCGAUUGACGGAUGGUGCCGCUUUUCUGAUCUGCUGGCGCUCAUCAAAGGUCGGUCGAGGGAUGGCUUGUACGAACCGAUUUUAGCCGACAACGAACGCGAGGCCGUUGCGGAUUUGCUGCAGUAUCUAGAGAACCGAACUGAAACGGAUUUCUUCUGUGGAGAGCCGUUGCAAGCCCUAAGUACACUCGUGUAUUCAGAUAAUGUCGACCUGCAAAGAAGCGCGAGCCUAACGUUCGCGGAAAUCACCGAAAGAGAUGUUCGUGAAGUCGACAGAAACACUUUAGAGCCUAUCCUGUCCCUGCUCCAAAGUCCAGAUAUUGAAGUUCAGCGAGCGGCGAGCGCAGCCUUGGGAAAUUUGGCUGUGAACACUGAAAACAAAGUUUCCAUCGUAGAGUUAGGUGGCCUAGCACCACUCAUCCGUCAGAUGCAGUCUCAAAAUGUCGAAGUCCAGUGUAACGCCGUUGGUUGUAUCACUAACCUUGCGACUCACGAAGAGAACAAAUCAAGGAUAGCAAGAUCUGGUGCCCUAGGCCCAUUGACGAAACUCGCGAAAUCAAAAGACAUGAGGGUUCAACGCAACGCUACUGGUGCCCUCUUAAACAUGACCCAUUCUGACGAGAAUCGACAGGAACUUGUAGUUGCUGGAGCAAUUCCAGUACUGGUUCAGCUCUUGUCCUCACCUGACGUGGACGUCCAAUACUACUGCACAACCGCCUUAAGCAACAUUGCAGUAGACUCAGCUAAUCGCAAACGACUGGCUCAAACUGAGCUUAGACUUGUUCACUCCCUGGUUCAGUUGAUGGACUCCUCAACACCGAAGGUGCAAUGCCAAGCUGCUCUCGCGUUACGAAAUUUAGCAUCGGACGAAAAAUAUCAACUUGAGAUAGUUCGCGCACGCGGUCUUCCUCCACUACUGCGGUUGCUGCAGUCCUCAUACCUCCCACUGAUCCUCUCCGCCGUUGCAUGUAUCCGCAACAUCUCGAUUCAUCCCCAUAACGAGUCUCCUAUCAUCGACGCCGGAUUCUUAAAACCCCUGGUAGAACUCCUAGGGCCAAUUGAUAAUGAAGAGAUCCAGUGUCAUGCUAUUUCCACGCUUCGAAACCUCGCUGCUAGUUCUGACCGGAACAAAGAACUCGUCCUGCAGGCUGGUGCUGUACAAAAGUGCAAGGAGUUGGUUAUGCAAGUCCCGCUUAGUGUACAAUCAGAAAUGACAGCUGCCAUAGCAGUGUUGGCUUUAAGUGACGAGCUAAAACCGCACCUACUUGACCUUGGCGUCUUUGAUGUGCUCAUCCCACUGACUGCGUCAGAAAGCGUUGAAGUACAAGGUAACAGUGCGGCUGCACUGGGCAAUCUCUCAUCAAAAAGUAAGUCACCCGAUGCCCAACCUAGAAAAGUCAAGUUAAUUAAUGAAUCCUAUGAAGUCGGCGAUUACUCGAUAUUUGUACGGGACUGGACGGCCCCGAGUGGGGGUAUUCUGGGAUACAUGAAUCGAUUCUUGGACAGCGGAGAUCCUACAUUCCAACACAUUGCUGUAUGGACGUUGCUACAACUGCUCGAGUCUGGUGAUAACCGGUUGAACAAUCUCAUCCGCGAGUCUCAAAAAAUCGUCAGUAUUGUCAAAGAGCUUUCUGAGAGACCAGUGGGCCCUGAAGACUCAGAUGGAGAAGAUGGAGAGGGCGAGCUAAUUGCAUUAGCGCAACGCUCGCUUGAAAUAUUGGGACAAUCGAAACAGAACCUAAUUGAUUCAUAA